GAUGUUGCAGACCGCUCCACCCCUCCCGCACAGCCUGUGUCGAGACCCAGCGCCUCUCCGCUUCAUCCGACUGAUGAUGAGAGCCCGAGCAGCCGUGCUCCUCUGAACACACCCUGCCCUCAGACGGGACACACCUGGAGAGAGAGAGAGGGGUCACAUCAAAGCGAGAAUUAAUCCGACACCGCACAUUUCAUCAGCCAACAGAGGCAUUUCUCUGGGCUGCGUGGAAGGAAAUACUCGGAUGACUUGUGCGCGGAGGAAAACAGUGACGGACGACGUAAAUAUUUACAUGCCCUUGUACACAGCAGGACCGCUCGCCGUCGACUAAACUCACACAGAGACGCUCGUCGGAGGAACUGCGACGUUAACACGCUCAAACAAACGCUGAAAUAAAAAAUACGGGCGAAAAAUCGAACCAUCCUUUUCUAAAAUCGUUCUGUAAUUCUGCUGAACCGGACUGAGAGAGUUUCUGGAGGUUUGCGGGACUGCUCUUCUUUAAUCUGCGGUCAUGCCGCAGGCAUCAUCAGAUUUAUUCCCUACCUGAGGGAAUCGAGGAUUACUGGAGUUUUUAACUGAAGAGAUCAAUUAUGCAGCUCUGACCCAAUUGGACUGAAAUACGAGUACUUCGACUUUAAACACAGUCUUUUAUAUGUUUUGACGUCUUAUAAAAAAAUCGAAAUAUUUUUUCUCGUUUAGACCUUUCAUAUAAAGCGUAAACAACUGACGAACGAGUUGGCUGUGGUGUAAAAGUUGGACGUCGUGCGUGGUAAACAAUAACCACAUCUUUAUUGCAGAUUUGGUGGAUAAUUAGGCGUGUAAAGUGAAAAUUGUUCAGUGAUUUUUAGUAAGUUUUACUUUUUAAGUAAAUUUUUUGAAAGAAAAUUGUUUCGUGCAAUUAAUUUAUCUACCCAAAUUUUUGUCAGCCCUGGCGAAGUUAACCGUCCUCGAAUCAUUUUAAGUAAAACAAAAAUGUUUUAGUGAUUUAGACUGUGUGAUGUGCAAAUUUAUGAUAAAUUGACAUCGACGUUAGAGUGUUUUGUUGAUUCAAACAUCGUUAGAGCAGCUGUUGCUAUGGUUACCAAUGUAGAAGCGAUUUCUGCGCGUGUACAUUUGUAAUCUAACUUUGACACGCUGUUGCUUAAACGCUAUGUUAAGCAUUAAAGGUUAUGCAUUGAAAUACUGUAUAUUUUGAAGACCCCAAACUUUCUUUUGGGGAGUUUAUGCCUUAAUUAAAGAGGUUGUACAUCUUUCCAAACCACCUCCAUAAUUCGCACCCUCUGAGCACUUUCUGAAUAUAUUUUAACGAAAUGUUAAAAUGCAAAAUUUUAUUACCAGAAAUUCACGCUGAUCCUAAUGUAAAUAUUUACUUUAUCAGGUUAUGAUAAGGCAGGCAUGAGGUGAGCAGAAGUACUUUUAAAAAUCGUUUACCAAUAAACUUAAAACCCUUUCUUAUUUUCAUUUGUUUCUUAAAUAUGUAAUCUCACAUAAAGUGUGAAGGACUUUAAAUCAUUUAAUGUGAAUGCAAUUAGAGAGCAUGCCCAGACUGGAGGCCCUUUUCCAGGGUGAGACUCUAUAACCAAACAUGGGAGCGAAGCAAACGAAGGCCGCCGGCCAGGAGGCAGGAGCAAGUCCUCAGUGCACAGGAUGGAAACGGACCCCCACGAAAGAGCGAGGUGACAUCCUUACCUCCUUAAUGCUGAGGUCAGGAGACAAACUGAGGAGCAGCGGGACUCCCCCUCCCUACCAGCGGCGCAUCGGGAUGAUACAAGAGAUGAUGCUGAUGGCGAGGCAGGGCAAACACGAUGAGGCAACAGAGAUGCUCAAGACCCUCCGGCAGGAUCUGGGAAUGGAGUCAACCUCUCUGGACGAUGUUCUCUACCGCUAUGCCAGUUUCCGCAACCUGGUGGAUCCCAUUACCCAUGACCUCAUUAUUAACCUGGCCAAAUACAUUCACUGCCCAAAGACGGAGGGAGAUGCUCUGGGUGCCAUGGAGAAGGUGUGCCGGCAGCUGACCUACCACCUGAGUCCACACUCACAGUGGAGACGGCAGGGGCUGCUGAAGAGGAAGCCACAGUCCUGUCUUAAAUCGGUUCUUUCAAGUCCUCCAUCUGGUGGGACAUUAGACCUGUCUGGAAUCCCACUUGGAGUGAAAGACAUGGAGCGUCUCUGUGCCUACCUUCACCACUACGCAUCUCGCAUUGGUAGCCUAGAGCUGGGCUUCACCGAACUCACAGACGAUGCCUUCCUCCUGCUCCUCCCUACACUAGCAUCUCUUCCCCGCCUCGAGACUCUGGCCCUCAAUGGCAACAGGCUGACCCGUGCUGUGCUCAAAGAGCUCACAGACACACUGAAGGACCCUGACAGCUUCCCCAGUGUCACCUGGAUAGACCUGGGAAACAAUGUGGACAUCUUCUCCCUCCCACAACCGUUUCUGGUGAGCCUGCGGAAGCGCUGCCCCAAACAAGGCAACCUUCCCACCAUCUUGGAGUUUGGCGAGAGCCAGGCCAGUGAGCCGGAGGGACGAAUGGAUGAAGAUGAUGCCGAUGCAACCAACCGGACAGAGAGCAUGGGGGAACUCCGAUCCGAGGAAGAAGAAGAGAUCGAUGGUGAAAUGGAGAUUGAGGACAUGAUGGAGGAGUUGCUGGACUUUGACAGAGAGGUUCAGGGCAAGGAGGACGAGGAUGACAGUAUGUGGACCUUGGAGGAGCCGAGGUUGGUGAAAGAUCCAACUGCAAAGCAGAGCCGAGAUAAGAGGGCAUCCAAAGCAGAGGGAGAAGAGGACCUGCAAAGCCAGUCUUCUCAUCUGUCUUGCUCCAGCCAGUCACAGCACUCUUCUGGAGCCAUCGAGCCUUUAAGAGAAGACUCUGUCCCAGAUCAGUUAGCGGCUCAUUCCCACAACCCUACCUGAUUGAAGCCACUGUCUCUUUGUAACUUUUGUCCCUUUAAGAACAAAACAGCAUGGCAGGCUUGCUUUCAGACAGGAUUGUCCAUGAGGUCAUGAAAUUCAGCAGGUUCUUCAGGGUUGACAAUCACAGUGGUUGUCUGUUGUUGCUGAAGGAGAAAUGUAUCACCUGUGAUAUAUCAAAAAUAUCAAAUAUCAAAUUCUCUCA
Messenger RNA from Danio aesculapii, 3110 nucleotides. RefSeq names its product leucine rich repeat containing 75A (gene lrrc75a). NCBI's taxonomy places the organism in Eukaryota, Metazoa, Chordata, Actinopteri, Cypriniformes, Danionidae. The record is from RefSeq and is a predicted model, not a curated record. The transcript has 4 exons. Bases 1583 to 2908 code for a protein of 441 amino acids.